CACAGGCACGGCAAAGGCAAAAACAUAAACACCUCGUCGUCCAUCCUCCAACACCUCCGCUGCUAUCUUCCUUUCCGCCCGUUCAUUCCAUAUAUUUUCGCUCCGAUCGCAGGCCUAUCACUCUCGAGUUCGCGUUUCUUAUUUCCCGAGAUCUCCUUGCCGGAACCCCCAUCGCGAUCUCCGACCGAUUCUGAGGUUCCGAUUUCUUGUUUUCUUCCCCGUUUUCUUAUCCCUUCCGUUUUUCUCUUCCAUUUCUGAAAUAUCAACCAGCUCCUUCAGCCCCAUUCUUCCCUAGGUUUUGCACGGAGCAUUUGAAGCCUGUUUCAUUUCAGGUUGUAAUAAAUUUGGUUGAAUGACCUUGCUACAACUGUUCAAUCAUGACGUCAAGUAUGUUGAGUGGAGAAAGAAGGUGGACAUCAGCCAGACGAGGUGGGAUGACUGUUUUAGGAAAGGUUGCUGUUCCAAAACCUAUAAACUUACCCAGUCAAAGGUUAGAAAAUCAUGGUUUGGACCCAAAUGUGGAAAUUGUACCCAAGGGUACCCUCAGUUGGGGCAAUAAAUCAACUUCAUCUGCAACGAAUGCUUGGGGCUCCUCAUCUGGUUCUCCAAAUACAGAUAGUGCUUCUGGUUCACCAAGCCAUCUCUGUGGUCGCCCUUCAUCUGCUGGAGGUGGCACUCGUCCAUCAACGGCUGGCAGUGACAGGUCCCAUGAACCUCAUGCUAAUGCAUGGGGUCCGAGUUCUAGGCCAUCAUCUGCCUCUGGGCCUGUGACGUUAAGUCAUGCAUCACUCGCAUCCUUGCGCCCUCACAGUGCUGAAACUAAAUCUAGUAGCUCACAAUUGUCACGAUUUGCAGAGACUUCUGAAAAUCCAGUGGCUUGGAAUUCUGCUGUGACUAUAGAGAAAGUGGGAGCGAUGCCAUGUAAGAGUGAUGGGUUUUCUUUGACAUCAGGAGAUUUUCCUUCGCUGGGUUCUGAGAAAGAAUGUGUAGGAAAGGAUGCUGGGUCACGAGAUACUAGGUCUAGUGAAGGAGCUACAAUGAAAGAGAGGACUGGAACUUCGGCAAUCGAUGACCCUAAAAAUGUGACUACAAAUGUUGAAAGUGCUAAUUCGUGGAGAAGUGAUAAUCUUCCGCACAACGAUGAUGGGCCUAGGCCUAGUGUAGAGAAAUGGCUGGGGCAUCCCCAUCCUUACCCUGGUGCAAAUAUUCCUCCCCCACAUUAUGAUGCUUGGCAUGGUUCUCCAGUAAACAAUCCUCAAGGUGGUGUAUGGUAUAGGGGUCCUCCACAAGGAGGUCCUCCAUAUAGAACUCCAGUUGCUCCUGGUAAUUUUCCUAUGGACCCAUUUCUGUAUUAUCCUCCACAUAUUCCCUCAGGCGGUCUUCCCAAUCCCCAGCCUUCUCAUGGAACUGGACCCAGGGGACAUCAUACUAAAACUGGAGAUAUGUAUAGACCUCCUAUGCAUGAUGGUUUUAUUCAUCCAGGCAUGCCAAUUAGACCUGGAUUUUACCCAGGUCCAGUUACCUAUGAGGGAUAUUUCCGUCCUCCCAUGGGCUACUGCAAUUCAAGCGAUAGAGAUGCUCCAUUUAUGGGAAUGUCUGCUGGACCAGCUGGCCCUGCUGGCCCUGCUGUUUAUAACAGGUACUUGGGCCAAGGCCAAAUUGCAUCUGAGCCUGCAAGUUCCCAUCUGGUUCCAGAACAAGUAGAAGCUGGUCUUCCUUGUGAUAAUCAAGGACCAUACAAGGUUCUUUUGAAGCAGCAGGGAAACUUAAAUAGUAAGAACGAAGAAGAAAAUAGGAUAAUCUCAACAACCACUAAUCAGUUGAUUGUUGAGAAGGAUGACCAACAGAGGAUGACUCCAUGGGAGAAUGACUGGGAUCAUAAAAAAGAAGUUGAUUUGAGGAGAACGUUGGAGGUGGCACCAUAUUCUCAGGCUUCUGCCAACCAAGAAACUCAAUCUGCUGAAAGUAUGAAAGCCAAGUCUCAUGGAAACGCGAAGAUUGGUGAUGGUUUGCAAGAAAAAUCGGCUGCUGGUGGUGGUGGUUUCUCUGAAGUUCCCAAACCACUGGCAACUGCCACAAAAGAUUCAAGUCUGAUUCAGAAGAUAGAAGGAUUAAAUGCCAAAGCCCGGGCUUCUGAUGUGCGACAUGAUGUUUCACCUAUUUGCAGGAGGGAGGAGCCAAAUGAGCUUCAAUUUAAAGAUACACACUCUGAUCAUGUUAUUGCCCAAGAAGCUAGUGCAACUGCUGUUUUUCCUGAAAAUAGGGAUUUUAAUGAAGUCAUAGACCCAGGCUCCAGUGAAUUAAGUUUGUCCACUGUAGAUAGGAAUGUUAAAUUAUACGGUGGAGCACAUGUCCACAGGAGGCCUAAUCGUGGAAUGCAAGGGAGAAGUGAUCAUCAUGGCAGAGGAAAAGUCAAUACACGGGAGGUUGAUGGGUGGCAUAAAAGACCUCUGUUGGACUCCCCAGGCAUGAUGGCAACUCCCAACCAGGAAAGUUCUGUGCUUGCAAGAGACGACAAUGCUAUAGGCGCUAUUAAUAAGGCUGAGUCAUUUUCUUCAGAUAGCCAUGGAGAUGUACCUACUCCAUCCAUGGGUAAUUCAAAAGAUACUCAAGCUCAGCGCACAAAGAUGAGAGAGCUAGUAAAGCAACGCACCAAACAAUUGCAGGAGGAAGAGGAGGAAAGGACUAGAAAACAGAGGGCCAGGGCCCUGGCAAAACUUGAAGAAUUGAACAGGCGUACAAUAGCAGGGGAGGGUCUGAAUCAGUGGUCUGAAUAUGUUUCUAAUGAUGCCAUAAGAAAUAAGAUACAAGAACCUCAAAAUCUUGAUGACCCAAGCACGCGUGGUAGUACUAUAUCUGGAGAGUAUACCACAGUUUCUGAUCCACACGUGGUUGCUAACAAUAGUGAGUCAACUAUGGGCACUAAUAAAAAUUCUCCCAUUUUAUCAGGAGAUGCCCAAUCGAAGAAACCAAGUAGUAGCAGUAAGGAACAGGUUGUGGCACAUAAUCAAUUGAGAACUUUGGAGCUGGAGGCAAGCAUUAAUGAUGCAGUCCAAAAGAAGAAUGCUUCGGAGGUAAAUGGGGGCGGUGCAUCCUUGAAGCACAAGCGUACAGGAAAUAAACAAAAACCAAAUAUUCCAUCUGAAAAGACUGAAAAGAUUCCCCACUUAAUUAAGGAUUCAAAAGUUCAGACAGUUGUUGCUGACAUUUCAGUUGUAGACGAGUCGAGUGCUAUCAUUACAGAACCUGUUGCUGAACAUUCCACCCAUGCAAGAAAGAAAAAUAACAAGAGUGGGAAGAGCAGGCACAAAGUGGAAGAGACCUCGAUAUCUGCAUCACCACCUCAAAUUUCAAAAGAGGCAAAUCUUACAACGGAAUAUGAUAAACCAAAGGCUUCUCAAUCGGUAAUGGAUCCACCUUCAGAUCCACAACCGCCAAUUAAUGGAGAUGAAAAUCAGUCCAGAGAGCAGCUACCUCUGUUACCAGUUGUAGAAACUCUUGGCAAAGGUAACGGUCAGUGGAAGUCUCAGCAUUCUCGCAGGAUGCCAAGAAAUGCUCAAAAUAGACCAGGAGAAAAGAUCCAUGGGAGUGAUUCUGUUAUCUGGGCCCCUGUGCGAUCUCUCAACAAAUGUGAGAUUACGGAUGAAACUCUUCAUAAAAAUGAAGCUGGGGCUGUUACUUCAUCUGUAAAGAUUGAUAAUCAAGUGCAGAGUAUGCCAAAGAACAAGCGAGCUGAAAGAGAGAUAUAUGUACCGAAGCCAGUAGUCAAGGAAAUGGCACAGCAAGGAACCAUCCAUCAAGAUAUUUUCCCCAUGAACCAGGCGCAAGAUGAUAAUAAGGCAGAUUCUAGUUCCAAAAGUUCUGAUAAUACUCGACCUGCUGGUGCUGUUUCUGGUAAUGUGGGAUUUUCCACAGAUCACAGAAACGGGGAUGGUAGGCACCAUAAACAAAGCAAGGCACAUGCAUCGUGGCGCCAACGGGGAGCCACAGAAUAUGGGCAAGGCUUACUAGACCAAUCAUCUUAUGUUUCAAAUGCUGCUGGUAGUUUUGUUCAAAAAUCAACUGAAUAUCAAGUACCUGAGAAGGCUACUGGAAGCACCAUCAAUGAGUUUACGAGCCACGUUGAUGAGUGGGAUCCACCCGAUGGAUGGAACGAUCCCAACUUCUCAGCCUCUAUCCCAGUUGUCACUGCAGCUGUUGGGAGAGACCAGGGGGUGACAAGCAGGGGAAAACGGUCCCAAUUUAAGGGGCACAAGGGUGUAGGGAACAAUUUUGAUUUGAAUGAAAAGAAACUUAGAAGUGGAGACGAUGAAAAAAAUUCUUCCCAAUCCUCAGUGCUCGGGGCAGAUCAAAAAGAUGUAUUUGCUGCUGCCAAAGAAAAUCGGGGUGUUGGGGAGCGUUCAACAUCUCAUUGGCAACCCAAAUCCCGGAUGGUUCAGCCCCACAAUCAUCAAAAUAGCAAGCCUAGUGGUGAUCAAAAUGCUGAAGCUGAAGCUGGACAGACUAAUAAAAUUGGAUCUAGGCCAUUUUCACAUGCCACAAAUACGAGUGAUGAUGUGGCCCAAAAUCAGUCCGAUAGGUUUUCUGGUGCAAGAACCGUCAUGGAAGAAGGACCAGAUGUUGGUCCUCAUGGGGCCAGAGUAGAGAAGAAAAUUUACUCCCGCAAAGAUCGUCCUUACUCCCCAGUCGAAGGUCCUAUCCAUACCGUUGAGGUUGCUCCAGCAAAUACAGAUACCAGACGCGAUCAACCGUUGCCUACAUUUUAUCAUAAAGGCGGUGAGAACAAUAACCGCUUUGGACGAGGGCCAGAAUCUCGUCGGGAAAGGAAUUCCUCUCAACAUCAUAAGCAGCAGCAUUAUCCACCUGCUAAUAGAGACAGGCAAAGACAAAAUUUGCAGUACGAGUACCAACCAGUUGGGCCACAUAAUGGAAAGCCGAACAUGGAUAAUAGACCUAAGGAUACCACACAGCAUUCAGGAUCAAGGUACGUGGAGAGGGGCCAAGGUCAGUCCAGAAGAGAUGGUGGGAACUUCCACAAGCAACAAGGUGGACCAGUUUGAUUAGAUGCCUAUCAUAUUUAGCAUAAUUUGGAGAUUCCAAAUACAUUCUCUUUAUUUGACCUGCGCCACCCCAGUUUAUAUACAUAGCAGUUGAUGGUGUGGAACUGAAUCGAGCAGUGUAGUAGGAGCCAGAUUUGACGGUGCAGGAGAGAACUGUUUUGGAGUUGGACGGAGGGUGCUCGAACUUUGUUUAUUUUGUAGCUUACUCUCAUAUGAACACUUGCAUGAACUGUUUUGAAGUGUUUUUCCUUUUCCUUUUUUCCCACCUCCCCUCUCCUCUUUACCCUUGUACCUAUGACAUUUCUUUGCUGAACGACAGAAUGAAUUAGAGAAGCGUUCCGAUUCUUCGCUA
This is a messenger RNA of Cucurbita moschata (crookneck pumpkin), 5412 nucleotides long. Its product is annotated as protein MODIFIER OF SNC1 1-like. Gene Ontology annotation, biological process: epigenetic regulation of gene expression. The transcript is spliced from 11 exons. Bases 378 to 5060 code for a protein of 1560 amino acids. The record is from RefSeq and is a predicted model, not a curated record. Lineage: Eukaryota; Viridiplantae; Streptophyta; Magnoliopsida; Cucurbitales; Cucurbitaceae.